Molecule: messenger RNA, 1343 nt
Organism: Anopheles moucheti
Lineage: Eukaryota; Metazoa; Arthropoda; Insecta; Diptera; Culicidae
Gene: mtTFB1
Product: dimethyladenosine transferase 1, mitochondrial
Exons: 2
Coding region: 96-1154 (352 amino acids)
Biological process (GO): transcription initiation at mitochondrial promoter; rRNA methylation
Cellular component (GO): mitochondrial matrix
Molecular function (GO): rRNA (adenine-N6,N6-)-dimethyltransferase activity; mitochondrial transcription factor activity
Source: RefSeq, a predicted model, not a curated record
AAGAACCAGUCAAGCUAGAAGUGGAAAACAAGGCUCUGUAAACCUACUUUGUCAAUUUUUAUUUGAUUUAUUAGUUUGUAAGCACUUAACACACCAUGUCUGCAUCUACGAAAAUACCGAGGGCCCUAACCGCGUCCGGUAUCCGGCUACCGCCCCUUCCGACCAUCCGGGAUCUGGUAAAGCUCUACCAGCUGCGUGCCAUCAAGCAGCUGUCACAAAAUUUUCUCAUGGACGAACGGCUGACGGAUAAGAUUGUCCGAGCGGCCGGCAACAUACGCGACCAUUAUGUGCUGGAGGUAGGACCUGGCCCGGGCGGUAUAACUCGUUCGAUCAUACGUCAAAAUCCCCGACAUCUGGUGGUAGUAGAAAAGGAUCGUCGUUUUAUGCCCACGAUGGAAAUGCUGGCCGAAGUGACGCAACCGUUUAUGCGAAUGGAUAUCGUACAAGGCGACAUUCUGGAGCACAGAAUCGAGGAUGCCUUUCCCGACUGUCCGCAGCACGAUUGGAUGGACAAGAAUAGGGCGCCGGUGCAUCUGAUAGGAAACCUUCCAUUCGCUAUCUCCACGCGAUUGCUGAUAAACUGGCUGCGAGACAUGAGCCUUCGGACUGGUGCUUGGUCAUACGGACGAGCCAGCUUGACACUUACCUUUCAGAAAGAGGUGGCCGAGCGUAUCGUUGCCCCAAUUCUGUCCGAGCAACGGUGCCGCCUAUCGGUUAUGAAUCAAAUCUGGAGUACGCCAGAUCUGCGGUUCAUGAUAUCGGGACGCGCUUUCGUGCCGAAACCGGAAGUGGACGUAGGGGUGGUAACGAUUGUUUCGCUGCAAACACCCCUAACGCAAGUUCACUUCGACACGGUAGAAAAGGUGAUAAGACACAUAUUCUCCAUGCGGCAAAAGUAUUGCCGCCGCGGUGUGUCCAACCUGUAUCCGCCAAAAGUGCGCGAAGAGCUAACAGAGCUGACGUUUAAGAAGGCGGAAGUUGAUCCGCUGGCACGUUCGUUCCAACUGUCGGUGGCCGAAUGUUUGCGUAUUGUGGAAGCGUACAAUGAUUUGGUUCAGCAACAUCCGGAAAUAGCCAGCUACGAUUACCGUGCCCCGAAGGUCAAAGGAACCGCUUUGGACAGUGAUGGACAGGAUAGCGAGACCGAGCGAUGAUGGUGCUGUGUGUAAUUGUUUGUGAAUAGUAAUAAAACGUUUAGUUAUCGCGACAGUAGAAAACAUUUUAUAUGUCUUUGGUUCUGGAUUAAUGUGAUAGGAGACAAAGUUGAGAAUAUAACCACUAUAUCCAUAUACGAAUUUGUCAAUUUUCAGUUCAGUUUAUCUUGACCGGUGCAUAUCUUUAGG